CAUCACCGGUACGGAUUUCAUUUUCAGUCGAUUUUGUGACUGCACAGAGGCAACAACAUUCACCUUCCCCAAACUCUGCGACGAUUGUGAUCUGGCAAAGCCCAAUUGGAUCAUUUUAUUUGAAUCAAUUUAGUUCGUUAAGCAUUAUGUCCACUUUGGAACGUGUUAUAACUCAACUCAGUGCCGGUAAAGUUCAAGGUUGCAAAUCUGCACUACCGAACGGGAAUAGCUAUUGCUUCUACAGAGGAAUCCCAUAUGCCAAACCUCCUGUCGGUGAGCUUCGUUUUCGGCCACCUGUUGCUUUGGAAAGAUUCGAGGAAGAAGUGCUGGAUUGCAGUUAUGAGCGGAGUUCCUGUUAUGCGUAUAUGCAUUUCCCACCCACGGUGGCCGUUAGCGAGGAUUGUUUGUACGCAAAUGUCUACACCCCGAUAGAUCCUACCGAAAUCGAACGGACAAUUCCACUUCCUGUAAUGGUUUGGAUCCAUGGUGGAGGUUUUAUAGCAGGAAGCGGCGAUGCAGCUAUUUAUGGUCCUAGAUAUAUAGUGCAGGAGGGGGUCAUUGUGGUGACGUUCAACUAUCGAUUGGGUCCCUUGGGAUUCCUAUAUUUCCCAGAGAAAGGAAUUUACGGUAAUAUGGGAUUGAAGGAUCAACGGUUCCUACUGAAAUGGGUACAAGAAAACAUUUCAAAAUUCGGAGGAGAUCCCGAUAAUGUCACGAUUUUUGGUGAAAGUGCAGGUGGUGCAUCAUGUCAUUUGCAAUAUCUGUGCGAAUCCUCUCGGAAGUAUUUCCACAAGGCAAUAUGUCAGUCGGGAGUAGCUUUCACUGUGUGGACCGAGCAGAUGGAUGCAGUUUCCAAAACACGCAACUUGGCCAAGUUCGUAGGCUGUGUAGCAGAGAGCGAUGAUGAAAUUUACGAAACCCUCAUGAGUGCACCCGCUGACGAUCUCAUAGCUGGCAGUGAACAAUGUGUUUCAGAUCUAGAUCGUUCGAUUUACAGAAUCUUUGCAUUUUCUCCAGUAGUAGAACCAAAGGAAUCAGAAGAUCCUUUCAUAACCGAAAACUACGUGGAUAUUCUAAGAAACCCGAAUAUGACGAAUAUUCCACUAAUACUGGGCUUAACCAGUAAUGAAGCCAUUUGCUUCAUUCAAAACCUCUCGGUUGAACUUUAUGCAAAUGAUGCAAAACUAUUCGUGCCUCCUCAAUUGGCUGUUCCAGAAGACCGAUUGCUUCAAGUUGGAGAAGAAGUCAAACGGUUUUAUUUUGAAAAUCGAACUGUUUCAUCUGAAAACUUGCAGUUUCUUUUGGAUUUUGUUUCUGACUGUAUGUUUGUCAUACCGGUUUGUGUGGCAAGCGAAUUGCAUUCGAGAUAUCAGCACAGUGCUCCACAAUAUUUCUACUGCUUUUCAUUUGAAGGUAAAUCGAAUCACAUAAAAGCAAUGUUCCAAAACGACUACCAACUAGAAGGUGCAGCUCAUGCGGAUGAAUUGACAUACAUGUUUGAGGCAAGCUUUUUCACCACCGAGGAGAUGGAUACCGAUAGCCAGGAAUACAAGAUACGCAAAGCUAUGUGCCGUAUGUGGACAAAUUUUGCAAAAUGUGGCAAUCCAACGCCGGAUGAAGAUCAACUGGAUAUUUUGUGGCAGCCAGUAGAGAAAAUAGAUCCUGAUCAGGAGAAAUAUAACAUCAGAGCGCUGGACUUGAACGAACCAUCCAAAAUGGUAGACCACCCAUUCGAAAAGCGAGUUAAUUUUUGGAAACGAUUGUUUGAAAAAUACGGUGGGAACUAUUUGCUUCAUCGAGCAUUGCAAUGAAAUCCAACUUCUUCCAAAUUGUGUUCAAUCAUAAAAAUGCCCUUUGAAUAUAUAUAACCCUCGAUGCUUUUAUAAAAGAAAUACUAGAGAAUAUAAUUAACUGAUUGAUAUUAAUCCAAACUACUUUCGUGUAAAACGAUGAAAAUAAAUUUAUUCUCAAUGUUUUCAAUACA
Aedes aegypti (yellow fever mosquito) is the source of this 1984-nucleotide messenger RNA. RefSeq names its product esterase B1. Gene Ontology annotation, molecular function: hydrolase activity. The record is from RefSeq and is a predicted model, not a curated record. NCBI's taxonomy places the organism in Eukaryota, Metazoa, Arthropoda, Insecta, Diptera, Culicidae. The coding region runs from base 147 to 1811 and encodes 554 amino acids. The transcript is spliced from 3 exons.